ACCAGCCAAACAGUCUCUCUCUUCUCUCUCUCUCCUCCUUCCCUUCUCUCUCUCUCUAGCGAUCACACUGCAAAACCUCACGGAUCGGAUCUUUCUUCAAUGGAAGCAGCUCUUUAGUCUCACACUCUGCCGGAAUUUUGACUGAUUUUGAACGAUUUUAGGGUUUUUUGUUUGAGUGAAAUGGUGUUUUGCUUGGAGAUCGCUUGUUUCAGUCCCGUCGGCGGGUGAGAAUUAGUACUUUACCCGGCGGAGUUAGCUCACUUAGCUCUCUCUGCCGCCGUGGAGAUGGCGGCUUCACCUGCUAAGUUCUUCUUCGGGUUUCUGAUUGUUUCCAUCGUUUUGUGGAUGAUCUUCAUACUUUGUUCCAGGUUGUUUGCCUGGAUGCUUAGUCGAGUUCUGGGAGCAUCUGUUGUGUUCCGUGUUGGCGGUUGGAAAUGUCUCAGGGACGUCGUUGUGAAGUUUAAGAAAGGUGCCAUUGAAUCGGUGUCUGCUGGUGAAAUUAAGCUAAGCUUACGACAGUCAUUGGUCAAACUUGGCGUUGGUUUUCUCUCUAGAGACCCAAAAAUUCAAGUGUUGAUAUGUGAUCUUGAAGUUGUGAUGAGGUCCUCAGCUUCAACAAAAAGUUUACCAAAAGCCAAAAGUAAGAAAUCUCGUACUUCAGGCAGGGGAAAGUGGAUGCUGGUGGCUAAUAUUGCAAGGUUUCUUUCAGUUUCUGUCUCGGAUAUGAUUGUAAAGACCAGAAAGGUAAUAGUGGAAGUCAAAGAGUUGAAGUUGGAUAUAUCUAAGGAUGGUGGGACAAAGCCAAAUCUAUAUGUUAAGCUGCAUGUACUACCGAUUCUUGUUCACUUAUGUGAAUCACGCAUAAUUUCUGAUCAGUCGUCUAGCUUAAGCUUUGAAAGAUGUUCUGCUUCCCAAGCGUGCUCUGCCUCAUCAGACAGAUCCUCUGCUGGUUUAUUUUGUGAUGAACUCUCUCUCUCUUCCGAGUUUGGACAUGACAGGGCAGCAGGAAUUGUUUUGCGAAACUUGGAAAUUAUAUCUGGAGAUGUAACUCUGAGUUUUGACGAGGAUUCAUUCCCCAAGAGCAAACAAUCAUCUUCUACUGUUCAUUCAAAUGAAGUUGCAACGUCAACAACUGCUGUCUCAUCUGCCUCUAAACCUGAUAAAGAGCGUCAGUUGGCAGCGCUAGCAAAGUAUUCUCCGUCUUUUCCUGAAAAGAUUUCCUUCAGUUUACCAAAACUGGAUGUCAGAUGUGUCAAUCGAGAGCAUGAUCUUGUUGCUGAGAACAAUAUCACUGGUAUUCAACUCAAGAGUGUUAAAUCAAAAUCUUUUGAAGACACAGGGGAGAGUACACGUCUUGAUGUUCAGAUGGAACUCAAUGAGAUUCAUCUUUUUAGAGUAGCUGAUUCCUCUAUUUUAGAGAUUAUGAAAGUUGAUGUGGUCUCUUUUAUCUACAUUCCAAUUCAGCCGGUUGUGCCUGUUAGAGCUGAAGUUGAUAUAAAGCUGGGAGGUACCCGCUGCAAUCUAUUCAUUUCUAGGCUACAGCCGUGGUUGCGCCUUCAUUUUUUGAAAAAGAAAAAACUGGUGCUUCAAGGGGGAACUCACAGUCUCGAGAAGUCAAAAGCUGCUGAUAUGAAAGCCAUUAUGUGGACAGGCACAGUUUCGGCCCCCGAGAUGACUGUUAUGCUAUAUGGUAUCAAUGAUUUGCCAUUGUAUCAUUUUUGUUCGCAGUCAUCGCAUGUGUUUGCAAAUAACAUUUCAAGUAUGGGCACAGCAGUUCAUGUUGAACUUGGUGAAUUAAAUCUGCAUUUGGCAGAUGAGUACCAAGAAUGCUUUAAAGAGAACCUUUUCGGAAUUGAGCCAAACUCUGGUUCACUGAUGCAUAUAGCAAAGCUUAGUUUGGAUUGGGGUAGAAGAGAUAGGACAUCAUCUGACGAGGUUAGUUGCAGAAGUAAAUUAGUACUCUCAGUAGCCGUGACUGGAAUGGGUAUUUAUUUUUCAUUCAAGCGGAUUGAAUCUCUUAUCAUAAAUGCUAUGUCCUUCAAAGCUCUCUUCAAGACAUUAUCUGUUGCCGGCAAAAAGACGAAGAAGGUUGGAGAAGCGCAACCAUCCAAAGCAUCUGGGAAAGGAACUAGGCUUGUGAACCUUAAUCUUGAACGUUGCUGUGUAAAUUUUUGUGAUGAUACAGGAUUGGAUAAUUCAAUUGUUGAUGAUCCUAAAUCCGUCAAUUAUGGAUCACAAGGUGGCCGGGUUACAUUUAGAUCAUUGGCUGAUGGCACACCACGAACGGCGAGCAUUCUGUCUACUGCUUCCGAAGAAUGUAAAAGACUGAAGUACUCGGUCUCUCUUGAAAUAUCACAGUUUAGCCUUUGUCUCAACAAGGAUAAACACUCAAGCCAAAUGGAACUUGGAAGAGCAAUAUCCAUCUACCAGGAGUAUUUGGAAGAGCAUAAACCGUGUUCAAAGGUCACAUUGUUUGAUAUGCACAACGCGAAGCUUGUACGUCGAUCUGGUGGUCUUAAUGACAUUGAUGUCUGUUCUCUCUUCAGUGCUACUGAUAUAUCUCUAGGUUGGGAACCGGACGUCCAUCUAUCUUUCUAUGAAUUGUUUUUGCGGUUGAAAUCCCUGGUUUAUGCACAAAGGCUUAAGGAACGUGAAAGCGGGCACGACAAAGGCAUCUCUAGUGUGAAAGAUGAUGUGCCGAGCGAAAAAAUAAAUCUGUCCAAUUCUGUCGACAAGCAGAAGAAAAAGGAAUCUAUGUUUGCUAUUGAUGUGGAAACGUUGACAAUAUCAGCUGAGGUGGGAGAUGGGGUGGAGGUUAAAUUGGAGGCACAGUCAAUUUUUUCUGAGAAUGCCUCUAUAGGAGUGCUUCUUGAGGGGCUGAUGCUUGCUUUUAAUGGAUCUCGAGUGUUUAAAACUACAAGAAUGCAAAUAUCAAGAAUCCCUAGUACUUCUUCGAAUUUGUCUGAUGCAAUCCCUGUAAUGACAAGUGGUCCGUGGGACUGGGUAGUACAAGGGCUUGAUGUGCAUAUUUGCAUGCCAUACAAACUGCAGUUGCGUGCCAUAGAUGAUUCCAUUGAAGAGAUGUUGCGAGGCUUGAGACUUAUAACUGUAGCGAAAGCUAAAAAUAUUUUUUCAGGAAAGAGAGAAAGCCCGAAGCCUAAGAACAAGAAAUCUAGUUCAAAAUUUGGCCGCAUAAGAUUUUGCAUACGCAGACUAACCGCGGAUAUUGAGGAAGAACCAAUUCAGGGUUGGCUUGAUGAACACUAUCAGCUGGUGAAGAAGGAAGCUUGCGAGUUGGCUGUCAGAUUGAAAUUUCUUGAAGAUUUUAUUCACAAAGCUCCUCAGUCUCCUAAAGGUGUAGAAGCAAGUGAUCCUUCAGAUGAAAGAAAGAUGUUUUUUGAUGGGGUUGAAAUUGAUGUCAAUGAUCCCUUAGCUAUUAACAAUGUGAAGGAAGCAAUUCACAAACGGUCGUUUCAAUCGUAUUAUCAGGCGUGCCAGGGUUUAGUUCCGUCUGAAGGUUCAGGUGCCUGUAGAGAGGGAUUCCAGGCAGGUUUUAAGCCAAGUGCUGCUAGAACCUCUCUUCUUUCUGUUUGUGCCACAGAUUUUGAUUUAAGCUUGACGGCAGUUCAAGGUGGUGAUGCUGGUUUGUUGGAAGUCUUGAAGAAGCUUGAUCCUAUUUGUCAAGAAAGCGACAUACCCUUUUCUCGGCUGUAUGGAAGCAAUGUUUACUUAAAUACUGGAAGCUUGGUAGUUCAGAUAAGAAAUUACACACUUCCUCUUCUCUCUGGCACUUCUGGCAAAUGUGAAGGUCGUCUUGUACUGGCUCAGCAGGCAACGUGUUUUCAGCCACAAAUUUCCCAAGACGUCUUUGUGGGCAGACGGAGAAAAGUGCGAAUGUUCCGUUCAGCAACUGGCACAACUCCGCCGUUGAAGACCUACUCAGAUCUGCGCAUACACUUUGAACAAGGACAAGUUUCCUUUGGAGUUGGAUAUGAACCAGCUUUUGCAGACAUUAGCUAUGCCUUCACAGUGGCUCUUCGUAGAGCUAAUCUGAGUCAUAGGAGUUCAGGUGUCUUACCUGUCACUAAAAAGGAACGAAGCUUACCUUGGUGGGAUGAUAUGAGAAACUACGUUCAUGGCAACAUCACUUUAUCGUUUUCUGAAUCAAAGUGGGAUGUUCUUGCUACAACGGAUCCAUAUGAAAGCCUUGAUAAACUUCAAAUAGUGACUGGUCCUAUCGAACUUCAGCAGUCAGAUGGCCGUGUGUUUGUCAAUGCUAAAGACUUCAAGAUAAAACUGACCAGUCUGGAGAGUUUGAUUAGUCGACAUUCGUUAAAAGUUCCAGUCGGCACCUCUGGAGCUGCAUUUAUUGAAGCUCCUGUGUUUAAUCUCGAAGUUACAAUGGACUGGGAAUGCGCGUCUGGUAAUCCUUUGAAUCAUUAUUUAUAUGCAUUUCCAACUGAAGGAAAGCCUCGUGAGAAGGUCUUUGAUCCGUUCAGAUCAACGUCACUCUCUCUUCGGUGGAAUUUCUCCCUCAGACCUGAGAAACUUCACCAGUCUUCCUCAGGUACAGAGCAUCCAACAGACACUGGAACUGUCUCCAGUUUGCAAGACAAGCCUGAGACACCCACAAUGAAUCUUGGAGCUCAUGAUUUGGCAUGGAUACUUAAGUUCUGGGGUUUGAAUUACUAUCCCCCUCACAAGUUACGUUCUUUCUCCAGAUGGCCUAGGUUUGGUGUCGCAAGAGUUACAAGAUCAGGAAACUUAUCUUUAGAUAAGGUGAUGACGGAAUUUAUGCUCCGUGUAGAUGCCACUCCUUCCCUGAUAAAGUACAUGCCUUGGGACUCUGAUGAUCCUGCCAAAGGAUUGACCUUUAACAUGACUAAGCUAAAAUACGAAUUAUGCUAUAGUCGCGGGAAGCAAAAGUAUACAUUUGAAUGUAAGCGGGAUGUGCUUGACCUUGUAUAUCAGGGUCUUGACCUUCACGUGCCGAAGGCUUUUAUUGACAAAGAUGAGCAUCCUUGCAUUCCGGCAAGCGUUCAACUUUUGAGGAAAAGCUGUCAGAAUGCCUUGAUAGACAGAGUACCCUCUGGAAAGGAUGAGAAGCAUCGCGAUGAAGGGUUUCUAUUGUCUUCUGAUUAUUUUACAAUCAGAAGGCAGGCCCCAAAAGCUGAUCCUGAAAGAUUAUUGGCAUGGCAAGAGGCUGGAAGAAGAAAUCUUGAGAUGACAUAUGUGCGAUCUGAGUUUGAGAAUGGAAGCGAGAGUGAUGAACACAUACGAUCCGAUCCUAGUGAUGAUGAUGGAUACAAUGUUGUCAUUGCUGACAAUUGUCAACGGGUCUUUGUUUAUGGCCUCAAACUCCUGUGGACCAUAGAGAACAGAGAUGCUGUCUGGUCUUUUGUUGGUGGAAUAUCGAAAGCAUUCGAGCCUCCUAAACCUUCUCCUUCUCGUCAGUAUACACAGAGGAAGAUUCUCGAAGAAAACCAAAAAUAUUCUUUUCCAGAAACUCAUCAAGGGGAAAUGUUGAAAUCUUCUGCAAGUCCUGGAAGAAACCUCCCUUCUCAGCCUGUGGAGAUGGCAGGCUCUCUUUCAUCACCGUCACACUCAGUAAAAGUUGAAAAUUCACAUGACAGAGCUGUUGAGACAAGUGAAUCUGAGGAAGAAGGGACUCGUCACUUCAUGGUGAAUGUCAUUGAGCCACAGUUUAAUCUUCACUCUGAAGAAGCUAAUGGUCGCUUUCUGCUUGCUGCUGUUAGCGGUCGUGUUCUAGCACGAUCGUUUCAUUCCAUUAUGCGUGUUGGUGUCGAAGUGAUUGAGCAGGCUCUUGGCACUGGAAGUGUCAAGAUUCCAGAAUGUAGUCCUGAAAUGACAUGGACACGGAUGGAAUUUUCUGUAAUGUUAGAGCAUGUGCAGGCCCAUGUUGCUCCCACUGAUGUUGAUCCAGGUGCUGGGUUGCAGUGGCUUCCAAAAAUUCGCAGAAACUCGCCAAAGGUGAAGCGUACUGGGGCUCUACUUGAAAGGGUCUUCAUGCCUUGUGACAUGUAUUUUCGGUAUACAAGACACAAAGGUGGAACACCUGAUUUAAAGGUGAAACCGCUAAAAGAGCUCACUUUCAAUUCGCACAAUAUAACAGCUACAAUGACAUCUCGGCAAUUCCAGGUGAUGCUGGAUGUUUUGACUAACCUGCUCUUUGCAAGGCUUCCAAAGCCUCGGAAAAGUAGUCUCCAGUGUCCCACUGAAGAUGAAGACGUGGAAGAGGAGGCUGAUGAGGUAGUUCCAUAUGGAGUUGAAGAAGUAGAACUUGCAAAAAUCAACCUUGAAGAGAAAGAGAGGGACCGAAAGUUGCUUCUCGAUGAUAUUAGAAAAUUGUCUCAUUGUUCUGAAUAUAUGGAUGACACACACAUGGAACGAGAGGGUGAAUUGUGGAUGAUUAGUACCAGAAGAUCCACACUGGUGCAAGGAUUAAAGAAAGAGCUCUUACAUGCACAGAAGUCUAGAAAGGCCGCUUCUGCUUCUUUAAGAAUGGCGCUGCAGAAGGCUGCACAGCUUCGACUGAUGGAGAAGGAAAAGAACAAAAGCCCAUCAUAUGCUAUGUGCAUUUCCUUGCAAAUCAAUAAGGUUGUUUGGAGCAUGCUUGUAGACGGUAAAUCCUUUGCUGAGGCAGAGAUAAAUGACAUGAUUUAUGACUUUGAUCGAGACUACAAAGACAUUGGUGUUGCUCGAUUCACCACCAAGUACUUUGUUGUGAGGAACUGUCUGCCUAAUGCAAAGUCAGAUAUGCUUUUAUCAGCAUGGAAUCCUCCAACCGAGUGGGGAAAGAAAGUCAUGUUACGUGUUGAUGCAAAGCAGGGAGCACCAAAAGAUGGACACUAUCCUCUUGAGCUUUUCCAUGUGGAGAUUUACCCUCUGAGAAUUCACUUGACAGAGACGAUGUACAGAAUGAUGUGGGAAUACUUCUUCCCAGAGGAAGAGCAGGAUUCACAAAGGCGACAGGAAGUUUGGAAAAUUUCGACAACUGCUGGUUCAAAACGUGUAAAGAAAGGGUUAGCAGGUCAUGAAUCUUCUACAGCUAGUCACUCCAUUGUUGAAGCAUCUCGAGGGAGUUCUGCAGGGCUCUCUGCUUCUGCAACAGCGCAGUCACAAAGCAAUGCUGACUCUGUUCAAAAAUCAAAUAUGCUAAGCGUCAGGCAUAGCACUGGUGGCUCAGCUCAGGAGUUGAGGAGAACAUCUUCUUUCGAUAGGACCUGGGAAGAAAAUGUGGCGGAAUCUGUAGCUAAUGAACUCGUUCUACACGCACAUUCGUGCACGGUGUCAUCUUCCAUUGAACAACAGGAGGAUUCCUCUAAACAGAAGCUCAAAGAAACAAAACCUGUCAAGUCUGGCCGCUCUUCUCAUGAAGAUAAGAAGGCAGGAAAAUCACAUGAGGAGAAGAAAUCUAGGCCUAGAAAGAUGAUGGAGUUUCACAACAUUAAAAUAAGUCAGGUGGAGCUUCUAGUUACCUAUGAGGGCUCAAGAUUUGUUGUAAAUGACCUCAAAUUGUUGAUGGAUACAUUUCACCGUGUUGAGUUUACUGGGACUUGGAGAAGACUCUUUUCUCGUGUUAAGAAGCACAUAAUUUGGGGAGUAUUGAAGUCUGUUACAGGAAUGCAGGGAAAGAAAUUCAAAGACAAAUCACAGAACAAUCGCGACUCUACUGACAAUGACCUUAAUCUAAGUGACAAUGAUCAACCGGGGAAAUCUGAUCAAAAUCAAGUCACAUGGUUUAAGCGUCAAAGUGAUGGAGCAGGGGAUGGAUUUGUUACUUCUAUUAAAGGACUCUUCAAUACACAAAGGCGAAAGGCCAAAGCAUUUGUGUUGAGAACUAUGAGAGGUGAAGCAGAGAAUGAUUUCCACGGGGAGUGGAGUGACAGUGAUGUAGAAUUCUCUCCUUUUGCUCGGCAACUAACUAUAACGAAAGCUAAGAGGCUUAUCAGACGACACACUAAAAAAUUCCGCCCAAGAUCUCAAAGAGGUUCGAGUUCUCAGCAGAGAGAAUCACUUCCAUCAUCUCCGAGAGAGGCCACUGCAUUUGAAAGUGGUUAUUCAAGUGGAUCUUCACCAUACGAAGAUUCCCGCGAUUAAAAAACCAUUCUGACCCGACAGACGGUAAAAAAUCAUAUUCCUUGGCUGAGGGAGGAAGUAUAGGCUUCUCAGCUACCGAGGAAUCAUCGUCCUUGUAAAUUUUGUUUUUUUCCGGCUGAUAUAGGAGAAUGAAAAAAAAAAGAUAUAUUGAGAGUGGGAAGAUCAACAAUAUUGUACAGACGUGUUGGUAUAUUGGAAAAGAAAUUAAAGCCACAGGUCAGUUCAUCAAACUA
Molecule: messenger RNA, 8354 nt
Organism: Eutrema salsugineum
Lineage: Eukaryota; Viridiplantae; Streptophyta; Magnoliopsida; Brassicales; Brassicaceae
Product: protein SABRE
Exons: 23
Coding region: 286-8121 (2611 amino acids)
Source: RefSeq, a predicted model, not a curated record